Molecule: messenger RNA, 1701 nt
Organism: Vanessa atalanta (red admiral)
Lineage: Eukaryota; Metazoa; Arthropoda; Insecta; Lepidoptera; Nymphalidae
Product: activating signal cointegrator 1
Exons: 12
Coding region: 94-1641 (515 amino acids)
Biological process (GO): positive regulation of DNA-templated transcription
Cellular component (GO): nucleus
Molecular function (GO): transcription coactivator activity; zinc ion binding
Source: RefSeq, a predicted model, not a curated record
AGAAAUAUAUUUGUCAAAACUUUAUUUUCUUGCACCGUUGUCGUGGAAUGUACUUAUUUUAAAAAUUGUUGCAAAUUAUUGUGAAAUUUUAAAAUGGAUCAGUGGCUUAGUGAAGGAUUAUCGAAAAUAUUAGAUUUUGAAGUACCAGAAGAUCUUAUAAAAUACAUAUUGUCAAUAGAAAAUGAAAAUGAUUUGAAUGAAUAUCUCAAAACUUUAUUAGACUUCGACAACUCUCAGCAUAAAAACUUUUACUUAGAAUUGAUCAAAAAGAAAUUUCCUUCGAAAGGUGGAACUCAAACAAGACAACAGAAGAAAAAAAUUGCAAAAAAUAAACAGCAGCAAGAUUUUGUGAGCACAGAAACAAAUACACAGAGCCAAGUGGUUGAAACUGAUGUUAAAUCUAAAAAGAAAACAAAAUAUGUCAACUUGUAUUCGCAAGAGGGAAAAAAUGCACAAGUUGUUUUAUUAAAAGGUCGACAUCAUUGUGACUGCCAAGCAUCAAAACAUGAACUUAUCAAUAACUGUUUGCAAUGUGGUCGUGUUGUUUGCAAACAAGAAGGUUCAGGACCGUGUCUUUUUUGUGGGAAUUUGGUAUGUACACCGGAGGAGCAAAGAGAGAUAAAUGCAAAGACUAAGUCCAGUGCCAAGUUGAUGGAGUCCCUUAUGGAUAGGAGUCGUCCUAAAGGUUGGGAGGCAGCCGUCUCGCAUAGAAAUAAACUGCUUGAGUAUGAUCGUACCAGCGAGCGGCGCACACGCGUGACGGACGACGACAGCGACUACUUCAACGCCAACAGCGUGUGGCUGAGCACCAGCGAGCGCGACCAGCUGCAGCACUACCAGACCGCGCUGCACGAGAAGAAGCACGCUUCCAGGCUGAAUAAGAAGAUGACUUUUGACUUUGCUGGCCGCCAAAUUGUGGAGGACAAGACAAUAGAACAUGAAGUAGAUGAGGAUCACAUUCGUAACAUAACGAGCAGUAGCGCGCCCAGCGUUCAAAUGCUGCGACCAGAUAUGUUGGCCGACUCGUCCGACCGAGACGUCGCUCCCGGUGUCAACGCACCCAUACUACAGUUUGAUCAAUCAGUAGAGUAUCAAAGUUACUCGUCUGUUGCGAAAUCGAGCUGGGCCCAGUCUUCUCGUAUCCAAGACCUUGAGCUGCAAGAGAUGAGCGACACUGGCAAGUGUUUAUCGAUGCACCAACCCUGGGCAUCCUUGCUCGUCGAGGGAAUUAAAUUACACGAAGGUCGCACGUGGUACACGAGUCACCGGGGCAGGCUGUGGGUGGCGUCCACCGCCAAGGCGCCCGAGCCCGGCCUCGUGCGCGCGGUAGAGGACCAGUGCCGCGCUCUAUAUCCCGAUAAGCAAUUCAAGUUUCCUUCUUUCUAUCCCACGGGAUGUCUUCUAGGCUGCGUCAAUGUGGAUGAUUGUUUACCUCAAGAAGAAUAUUCUAAAAAAUAUCCCGAAGGUGAAAGUGACAGUCCCUAUGUGUUUAUUUGCUCAAAUCCAGUCAGCUUGAGGUUGCGGUUCCCUGUAAAGGGACAGCAUAAGAUUUACACUUUAGACAAAACAAUUCAUCAAGCAGCUGUUAAAUGUAUACAGAAAAUGGCGAAGAUGCAAGCCGAAGAAGCACAUGCGGGCUGAUUUAUGUUAUCGAUGUGUUAAUUUAUUUACUUGUAUAAGAGAAAUAAAACAAUUAUUACA